AUGGCUCUUAAGGAGGGCAAAGAUUUGGAAGGACGAGUUGCAGCUGAACUGUUAGUGUUCACAGCUUUUACGGGCUUUCUACGGAGUGGGCACAAGGAUGCAUUUACACCGGAAGACAGGGACGAAUUGCCCCAAAACAAAGUGUACGAUUAUUCACUUUCCGGGCCCAACUCGGCACACUUCGAAGUCUUCAGAAUUCCAAGCGGUGCAGCUCGAAUUGUAACGUCCCUGGAGCUGAGUUACGACGCGCUGCCAUUCGGUCGGCCAUUCUACGAGGUCAUCCUGACCGCCUCCAGUCCACCGGGUAGUGCCACAACACUGAUUCGCAUCCCAGUGACCAACGCGAAUAAUCAGGCGCCAACUUUCAUCAGCUCGGAUCUGGUGAAAGUGCCCAGGAACUUUCCCUUAAGGACUGCUUUCUAUCAAGCCGGCGCAAUAGACCGAGACGGCAGCACCGUCACCUUCAACUUUGCCUCAAGUGCCACACUAGCGACUCCAACAAAAACCAUCAGCGACAUCUUCAAUAUUAACCCCGUUAAUGGGCAGAUCAGCAUGACCAGUCCUCCGAGUAUAGCAACUAACUACACUUUGAAUCUGGUCGCCCAGGACGAUGGCACUUGUCCCGGAUGCCCUGCCGUUGGCAGUAUCCUCACCAGCCAAAUCUUCCUACUCACUGUCCAGGUCUACGAAGUCAAUCUACACCGGCCUAGUUUCACCAGUUGUCAGGCCACUUUCACGCUAUUGGAGGCCUCAGCAGCAGGCACAAUUUUGGGCACGGUUAGUUUCCUGGAUUAUGGCUGA
Messenger RNA from Protopolystoma xenopodis, 801 nucleotides. The record is from the annotation of a GenBank genome assembly. NCBI's taxonomy places the organism in Eukaryota, Metazoa, Platyhelminthes, Monogenea, Polystomatidea, Polystomatidae.